Messenger RNA from Lactuca sativa (garden lettuce), 1203 nucleotides. RefSeq lists its product as uncharacterized. Gene Ontology annotation, biological process: blue light signaling pathway. NCBI's taxonomy places the organism in Eukaryota, Viridiplantae, Streptophyta, Magnoliopsida, Asterales, Asteraceae. The record is from RefSeq and is a predicted model, not a curated record.
UCCCAUGUUAAACAAGACACGUUCAUUUUUCAUAAACCAUACAAAACUCACACUCUGUGUCCUCAUGCAUUACCACAUAUAUGACACACCACCCACCACCACCCUCCAUAUUGACCCCUUCCCAUAUAUAUCUAACCCUCUUCUCUUCUCUUCUUCUCCAUAUAACAAGUCACGAAAGAUCGUACACUCAGAUUCAUCUGCAUUUUCUCCAUGAGAAACCACCAAGAACACCAACAGGAUCAAGAAGUACUCAUGGUUUCAAUGGAAUAUUCCCAGGAAAACCCUAAUCUUGAAACCACCCACAACCACCGCCACCACCAUGUUAUCGCUCCAGUAGAUUCCCAAAAAAAGUCUCAUCUUGAAACCACCCACAACCACCACCAUGUCAGGGACGUUCCAAUGGAUUCCCAGAAAAACCCUAAUCUGGAAAGCACCCGCCACCAUAGCCCACCAUCACCAUCGUCUUCUUCACAAGAUUUCAAGAGAACCCAUCAUCAGCUUAUUAUGAGUCAUGUUGUAAAGAAGACUGAUCAUGUAGAUCAAGGGUGCAUGGUCAGCAAGAAUGCUCCUCAAGGCAUCACAAAACCUUAUGUUUCUUGUUCUUCGUUGGCGGCCGGAGGAGACAUGACUACACCUGCACCACCACCACCACCACAACCACAAGAGAGGUUGGCCGUGGUGGAGGAGAGUGGAAGAGAGAAGCUAAAGAGGCACCGGCUUGAGAUGGCGGGUCGGGUUUGGAUCCCAGACAUAUGGGGACACGAAGAUCUGCUCAAAGACUGGAUAGAUUGCACUGUGUUUGAUUCUUCUUUGGGGAACAACAACAUAAUGUCGGCACGAGCAGCUUUGGUUAAGGAGAGAAGAUCAACCUUAAGAAUAGAUAACCGAUGCUGAUCGAUUAAUUACCAAAUUAUUUUUUUCAAGUAUUUUUCCUGAUUUUAUAUAUACAAGAUUAAUCUAGGUUUUUAAUUUAGUUAUAUAUAUAUAAGUUGGGUUUAUUUACAUGGUCGAACCAGCUUCUUCGGUAUGAUCUUGUGAUUCCCGAGUUUCAUUCCUCCAUAUCCUUGUGUAUUAAUUCUUUAAUCUUUAGUGAAUUAUGGAAGGUACGUACGUCAUUGGAUGAAUGAUAAGACAUUCGACCCUUCACUUCAAUUGUAAUUUUUUGAGUUCUUUUUUAUGAAAUAAUUACACAGUAUUUAUGUA